Sorex fumeus (smoky shrew) is the source of this 523-nucleotide messenger RNA. It is a transcript of the gene TSPO2, whose product is annotated as translocator protein 2. The coding region runs from base 5 to 523 and encodes 172 amino acids. The record is from RefSeq and is a predicted model, not a curated record. Gene Ontology annotation, cellular component: membrane; endoplasmic reticulum. Gene Ontology annotation, molecular function: cholesterol binding. The transcript is spliced from 3 exons. NCBI's taxonomy places the organism in Eukaryota, Metazoa, Chordata, Mammalia, Eulipotyphla, Soricidae.
GAGAAUGUGGCCCCAAGGAGCCAUGUUUGUGGCCCUGCCCCACCUUGGGCCCAUCCUGGUCUGGCUGCUCACGGGCCGCCGCGGAAUGUCUUCCUGGUGUGACAACCCGAGGAAGCUGCCCUGGUGCCCACACCACAAAGUCUUGUUACUUGUGUGGACGACUAUCUACUCUGUCAUGGGCUAUGCUUCCUACCUGGUGUGGAAGGACCUUGGAGGGGGCUUUGGCCGGCCCCUGGCCCUGCCUCUCGGCCUCUACGCCACUCAGCUUGCCAUCAGCUGGACCGUCCUGAUUUUCUUAUUUGUGACCCAAAACUCUGGUCUGGCACUAUUGCACCUGCUGUUGCUCUAUGGGCUGGUGCUGAGCACAGCAUUCAUCUGGCAGCCCAUCAACAAGCUGGCGGCUCUGCUCCUGCUGCCCUACCUGGCCUGGCUCACCGUAUCAACCUCUAUCACCUACCACCUGUGGAAGGACAGCCUCUGUCCCAAGCAGCAGACUCAGCCUAUGGGACAAAGGGCCCACUGA